This is a messenger RNA of Candida dubliniensis CD36, 2583 nucleotides long. RefSeq lists its product as uncharacterized. The transcript has a single exon. NCBI's taxonomy places the organism in Eukaryota, Fungi, Ascomycota, Pichiomycetes, Serinales, Debaryomycetaceae. The record is from RefSeq and is a predicted model, not a curated record. The coding region runs from base 1 to 2583 and encodes 860 amino acids.
AUGUUAAAACUGUCUACUAUAUCAGAUGACGUUCAUCGUCCUAUUAGUGUUUAUGCUACACCUCCAUUAGAUAUUUCUAUUAUUGAUGAAAUUGAAGAAAUUGAUGAAAUUGAAGAAGAAGAAGAAGAAGAAGAAGAAGAAGAUUUGAUGGAUAAACAUUCUUAUCAACUGUCUCAAUUAUUAUUCACUCCUCCUACUUCAUUAGAUAAUAAUUCAAAAUUCAUUCUGUCAUUUGAAUCUCCAAGAACUCCUCCACCACCACCACCUCCUCCUCCACAAUCAUCAUUACAAUCAAACCAAUAUUCUCAUCUAACUCCUAAAAGAAUUAAUAGUAAGAAUUCUCAAUUGACUUCAGAUACUCCUUCAUUAUUGAAACCACUGUUAUCUUUAAAAUCCAUGAAAACCACCACCACCACUACUACUACUACUUCAUCAUCUUCUAAUUCAUUCAAAUAUCAACCUCCACCUCCAUUACUGUCCAAUCCUCUAUUAAAAUCCCCAUCCAAAUCACCCAAUAGAAGAAAUAGUACUAGUAAUGUUGCUGGUAAUUUACUACUGUCUCCAUCAAAAUUAUUGAAACGUUUAUCAAUGAGAAUUUCUUCAUCAAAUUCAAGUAAACGAAAUUCAAUUGUUCCAAGUGAAAUUAAAGUAACUAUAUCAAAACCACAACCACAACCGCAACCACAACCACAACCACAACAAUUAUUGCUGCCUCGAUUACCUUUACAAGAAUGUGAAACAAAUCCAGAAGGGACAUUACAAUCACAACUGAUACCAUAUUUAAAUGCUCAAACACUACCAGUACCACCACCACCACAACAUGAUAAACCAAUUCCAUUACCUUCAUCACAAGAUGAAUAUCCAUCACCUACAUUAUCUCUUACCCCACCAUAUUUGACUUCACCAUCAAAUUCAAAUUCUUCAUCAUGUUAUAGUUUACAACAACAACCUUCUAAAUCUUCAACUUCUAUGGUAUCAUCAAAUUUACCUUCUCAAAAAUUAAACAAAUCAUUGUCAAAUAGUACUAAUGAUGAGAAGAAGAAUAUCCCAAAUAUUGAUAAUACAGUGAUUGAUACACCAAAGAAAGAAAGAAUAAGAAGAAGAAGAAGAAGAAGUCAUACUAUUAGUGCAUUUAUGUCACCUCGUAAAUUAGUAGAUGAAUAUCAUAAUCGAGUUAAAUCAUCUUGGAGAAAUUCCCUGACACCUAGUUCUUCUCAAUUGUCACAACCUAUAAUACCUUAUUUACAAUAUCCUAAACCAUCAACUGAAGAAUUGAUUGGAUAUAAAUAUAAAGAAGAUGAAGAAGAGGAAAAAGAGGGGGUUCAACAAAGAAAAGAAGUAAAUCAACCACCACAACAACAACAAGAAGAAGAAGAAGAAGCUGAUGACGAAGAAGAAGAAGAAGAAAAAAAUGAUAAAGAUUCACAGGACCCUCAAAAUAUUGGUGAUACAUCAUUAAUUAGUGGGAUAAUCAAUGAUAUAAUUACAACUAAUCAUACCCAUGAUAUAACUUCAUUUUCUGGAUAUUCCUUAGAUAAAUCAGUAACUACUGAUAUUGAUAUUGAUAAUGAUAAUAAUAAUGAUAAUGAUAAUGAUAAUGACACGACUAAUUCAAUUCUUGUUUUACCUGUAUCUCCUCAAAAGAGUACAUUUUCAAUGACUACUACUAAUUCCACUAUUACAUUUGAUAAUGAUAAUGAAUCAUUUUCUUCACCACCAUCAGUUUCAAUUUCUUUAACUCCAAUGAGUAAACAUCAUCAUAAUCAUAAUCAUCAUCAUGAUGUUAUGGGAGAGUAUAAUGAUACUUUAGAUACUAUUAAUACAUCAUCAAUCACAACUGGAUUUGAUGAUGAUAAUAUCAAUGGUAUUAAUUAUAAAGGAAGUAUUUCAAAUCAAAGAAAACAAAUUUAUAAAUAUCAUAAUCAUAAUCAUAAUCAUAAUCAUAAUCAUGUUCAAUCACUGCAAAGACGGAAGAUUCAUCAUCAAAGUAAAUUAUCAACAUCUACUACAAUUAGUACAGCAGCAAUGAUUGAACAACCUCCAAUAACAUCAUUGCCAUCAACAUCAAUAUCAUCAACAUCAUCAUCAUUAAAAUCAGAAUCAAUAUUAAAAUUGAAUAUUUUCAUCCAAGAUUCAACCACUAACAACAAUAACAAUAACAAGAAUAGAACUUCUUCUUGUUCUUCUUCUUCUUCAUCAUUAUUACAAUCGAUGAUUUCUAUUAAAUUACGUAAAGAUAAAUUAAAAAAUCUUGAUGAAUUAAUUAAUUUAAUCAUUUAUAAAUUAAUGAAAAAAUUAAAUCGAAAUGAUUUAAUUAUUGAUAAUAUUAAAUUAUUAAUUUUUUUCAAAUCCAAACAAAAUUCUAUUGAUAAUAAUAAUAAUAAUAAUAAUAAUGGUGGUCAAGAUGGUAAAUUAUUAUUGAAUCCAAUAAUUUUAAAAGAUCGAAAAGAUAAGAAAAACAAUGGUAACAAUUCUUCUUCUUCUUCUUUUUCUUCUUCUUCAUCGAUUAAUAAUUAUAAAAAUGAUUUAUUAUUGGAAUAUAUUCAAAUGAAACUGAAAUUAUAUAUUAAAGCUAUUAUUUGA